This is a messenger RNA of Sapajus apella (tufted capuchin), 1106 nucleotides long. RefSeq names its product protein phosphatase 3 regulatory subunit B, beta (gene PPP3R2). The coding region runs from base 108 to 629 and encodes 173 amino acids. Gene Ontology annotation, molecular function: calcium ion binding; calcium-dependent protein serine/threonine phosphatase regulator activity. NCBI's taxonomy places the organism in Eukaryota, Metazoa, Chordata, Mammalia, Primates, Cebidae. The transcript has a single exon. The record is from RefSeq and is a predicted model, not a curated record.
GGAGCCUUCUACCCCCACUCCACAGCUCAACCGACCGCGCGCGCGCCCGGCCCGAGCGCACCACCCCUGCUCCCUCCUCCGACCCCGCGAGCCCCGGCCGUUGCCAAAUGUCCACGAUGGGAAACGAGGCCAGUUACCCGGCUGAGAUGUGCUCCCACUUUGACAAUGAUGAAAUCAAAAGGCUGGGCAGGAGCUUUAAGAAGCUGGACUUGGACAAAUCAGGCUCUCUGAGCGUGGAGGAGUUCAUGUCCCUGCCAGAGCUGCGCCACAACCCGUUGGUGCAGCGAGUGAUCGACGUCUUCGACACCGACGGCAAUGGAGAGGUGGACUUCAAGGAAUUCAUCCGGGGGGCCUCCCAGUUCAGCGUCAAGAGCGACGAGGAGCAGAAGCUGAGGUUUGCGUUCAGCAUUUACGACAUGGAUAAAGACGGCUACAUUUCCAACGGGGAGCUCUUCCAGGUGCUGAAGAUGAUGGUGGGCAACAACCUGAAGGACUGGCAGCUCCAGCAGCUGGUAGACAAAACCAUCAUCAUCCUGGACAAGGAUGGCGAUGGGAAGAUAUCCUUUGAGGAAUUCAGUGCUGUGGUCAGAGACCUGGAGAUCCACAAGAAGCUGGUCCUCCUCAUGUGAGCGUUUUUCUUAGGAGCACUACCCAACAACUGCUUUCUUCCCUACCUCUUUCAAGAUUUGCUCAAGACAUUCAACUGUCUGACUUACCUGGAAGUAUUUCUCUUUGUGAAGGCACAUGUCCUAAAAGGAGCUUCAUCACCAGCUCAGUGCUAUUAAUUCUCCUUCUCUGAAUGACUCAAGGGACCCUACAGGGGGAAGAGCAAGUCAAAGGAGCAUAGUGGGGAAAGAGAGGGAAAUGGCUUUUAUAAACGUCUCUUUAUUUUGAUGCAAAGACCAAACUAGAACUUUAAAAAUUCAAAAAUUAGAAAAUAUACAGUUUUGCUGUCAUUUCUCAUGACUUUUUGUAUAAGGGAGGAAAUUUAUAAUUUGCAUGGGGGUUAGGUGAACUGUUUUCAUUUGCCUGUGUUCGGAAAUCUUCCCAGAUUGUUAACUCUCCUAUUGUAGCAACAGGGACAAAUACAUUUCUCUUUGCCGGGC